UGUGAUCCUCCUAGUCCCUCCGUUUACAGUACAUCUUUAAUUUUUGUUGCUGCCGAAAGACUCCGAAAAGUAGAAACAAGACUAAUUUGACUGAUUCUACAAUUGGCCACUUGACGGGGAAGCCCACCGCCCCUCCCCCCCCUCCCGUCACAAAAUGCCGUUGGUGACGAGGAACAUCGAGCCUCGCCAUGUGUGCCGCCAGGUGCUCCCCAGCACCAUCCGCAGCGAGCUGGAAUGUGUCACCAACAUCAGCCUCGCCAACAUCAUACGCCAGCUAGGCAGCCUCAGUAAGUAUGCAGAGGAUGUGUUUGGAGAGCUGUUUGUGCAAGCGGGGGCGUUUGCUAUCAGGGUGAACUCACUGGGUGAGAGAGUGGACCGUCUACAGGUGAAAGUCACCCAGCUCGACCCUAAAGAGGAGGAAGUCUCUCUGCAGGCCAUCACCCAGAAGAAAGCGUUUCAUAGUAAUCUGACUCAGGACCAGCAGUUAUUCUGUAGACCCUCUUUACCACUGCCUGUACAGGAGACUUAUCUGACCUGUAAUCCUCCUCCACCACUCAACAACCUCAGCCAGUACAGUCACAUUCCCUGUGUGCCAGUCACAUUCCCUGUGUGCCAGUCACAUUCCCUGUGUGCCAGUCACAUUCCCUGUGUGCCAGUCACAUUCUCCGUGCGUUUUAUGUAGAACUUAACUGAGAGCCGAUGACUUCAGUAUGGAGAACGGUCCAAAUAUCAAAAACCCAAUUAUUUCUAAAGGGCACAUGGCCAAAGGUGUGUGUGUGGUAAUGAGAAUUAUAUUCAGAUAGCAUAGUAUACCGUAUAGAUAUUGAUCCUUACAUACAUACACAGACACACAGUCCCAUAAUGGUAUAACUGAUGAACUGUGUUAUGUAUUAAGAAUAAUAUUUUACUUUAUGAUAGUUAUAAGAUGUGCUAAAUAAGACACACCGGAAGUUUUUUUUUUAUGCAGUUUUUGUUUUUUUCCCCCCUGUCUUUCGCUCUGUUGUUGGCAUGGGAAUGGUUACCUAGGUGACGGAGGGACUCAUUAACAGGUGGGGGGGUAGAAAUAUAAUGUAUUUAUAUAUAAAUAGGGGGACGUUCAGCUGAACAAAAAUGUCUAAACGUUCUGAAAUGUUCUGAUUCAGCUCUGGCUCAAUAAAACCAUGUCCCCAGUCAGUCAAAACAUGCUCUGCCCAAUAAGUGAUCCCUCUCUUGCCCUAGUCCCGCCCCUCCUUAAGUGCCUUUGCUUUUCAUGUUUAUGUGCGAGGAGGAUGAAGUUACCCUCGCUGAUCUAGGGUCAGGUUUGUCUCGUUCCCAUCGCCACAGGAUUGGAUGACGCGUCACUGAUCUUAGAUCUGUGUCUGAGACAACUUGGAUCGUCCUUCUGUUUAAGUGCCUUCUGUUUGUUUUAAAUCCAAAAGUGUAAAGCCACAAUCAGACCUGAACGUGUUAUUAUCCAACCACCUGUUUCUGCUUGUCCUGUCUGUCUCAACUUUAUCAGUGAGGAUUAUUACAAUAAUAAAGAUACAAUGAACUACA
Salvelinus sp. IW2-2015 is the source of this 1536-nucleotide messenger RNA. RefSeq names its product actin-binding protein WASF2. Gene Ontology annotation, biological process: actin cytoskeleton organization; positive regulation of Arp2/3 complex-mediated actin nucleation. Gene Ontology annotation, cellular component: lamellipodium; cytoskeleton; SCAR complex. The record is from RefSeq and is a predicted model, not a curated record. NCBI's taxonomy places the organism in Eukaryota, Metazoa, Chordata, Actinopteri, Salmoniformes, Salmonidae. Gene Ontology annotation, molecular function: Arp2/3 complex binding; protein kinase A regulatory subunit binding.